Molecule: messenger RNA, 1017 nt
Organism: Neomonachus schauinslandi (Hawaiian monk seal)
Lineage: Eukaryota; Metazoa; Chordata; Mammalia; Carnivora; Phocidae
Gene: GP6
Product: glycoprotein VI platelet
Exons: 8
Coding region: 1-1017 (338 amino acids)
Source: RefSeq, a predicted model, not a curated record
AUGGCCCCAUCCCUGUCUGCCCUUCUCUGUGUUGGGCUGUGUCUGGGGCAGGUCGUGCAAGCUCAGCAUGGCCCGCUGCCCAAGCCCUCCCUCCAGGCCCUGCCUAGCUCCCUAGCGCCCCUGAAGACGCAGGUGACCAUCCGCUGCCAGGGACCUCCGGGGGUGGACUUGUACCGCCUGGAGAAGCUGAGGUCCGUGAAUUACCAGGAUCAGCCCAUCCUCUUCAUCCCGGCCAUGGAGGAACGUUUCGCCGGAUGCUACCGCUGUUCCUAUCAGAAUGGGAGCCGCUGGUCUCCCCCCAGCGACCGGCUGGAGCUGGUUGCUACAGGAGUUUAUGCCAACAAGCCCUCGAUCUCAGCCCAGCCCAGCCCGGCUGUGUCCCCAGGAGGGAAAGUCACUCUCCAGUGUCGGAGCCAAUACAGUUUUGACCAAUUUGCUCUGUACAAGGAAGGGGAUGCUGGGCCCCAGAAGGGAUCUGAGAAGCAGUACUGGGCUGAUUUCCCCAUCACCGCAGUGACUGUUGCCCACAGUGGGACCUACCGAUGCUACAGCUUUUCCAGCAAGUUGCCGUACCUGUGGUCGGCCCCCAGCGACCCCCUGCAGCUUGUGGUCACAGGGACCUCUGUGACCCCCGGCUGGUUAUCCGCAGAACCACCAUCCUCUGUGACAGAAUUCCCAGAAGCCUCCAGGAAACUGAGCAUCUCACUCAUCAACAAGAGCUCUACAAUUGAGCCUUCUAGGUCUAUCACCAUCUCUCCAAAGGGGCCAGAGUCUCCAACUGGUCUUGCCCAGCAGCACUACACCAAGAGCAAUCUGGUCCGGAUAUGCAUUGGGGCUGUGAUUCUAAUACUCCUGGUGGGGCUUCUGGCAGAAGAUUGGCACAGCAGAAAGAAAUCCCUGCCACACCGGGUCAGACCUAUCCGCAGGCCACUCCCACCCCUCCCGCAGACCCAGAAACCACACAGUCAGCAGGAUGGGGGUCGACCAGAUGGCCACAACCAUGGGCACCACCAUUAG